AUGGAGACCGAAAUGGCCGCCGCCGCCGCCACGUGUGCUCGAGACACAAAGAAACCUGACCUUGAGACCAGGCUGGACGAGCUGUUCGCCAGGUUCUGGAGGACAAUAGCCUCCAGGGAGCAACAGGCCAAGGCAUACCAUCCUGUCACAAUCCUGCCGGUGAUCCCCCAACAAACGUGCACACCGCCUCACGCCAACAAAGCACUUGGACGGCAACACCGAAAAGCUUGUAAGCCCAAGCGACUACCACUACCUAUGACGGCGACCCGCCCAUACAAGGGCCCGGCAAAACUAAACCUACCUAAGAGGCAUGAAAAGGCGGCCCUGCUGCAGCGACACACUGCGUUAAACAGGGACCGGACCGGCCCCAGGCAGACCACACCGCAACCCCUCUACCGACAACACUCAGAGGCAGACCCUCGCCCUGGCAUACCUCGGAGGCGACAACACAGCCUGCGACACAACACCUCACGCAGGUUCUCACACGGCGGGUCCACCUCACCGGCCCGUACCAACGCAGAGACCCCCUGCAUCGAACAAGGAGGCUGGAUACACCAUAACACCGAUAAGAUCUCUGCGACCAGACUGCAUGCCCUGAGAUCUUCAUGUAAAGCCAGCGCCACUGCCGCCGACUAA
This is a messenger RNA of Pelobates cultripes (western spadefoot toad), 636 nucleotides long. The record is from the annotation of a GenBank genome assembly. Lineage: Eukaryota; Metazoa; Chordata; Amphibia; Anura; Pelobatidae.